Molecule: messenger RNA, 2550 nt
Organism: Cydia fagiglandana
Lineage: Eukaryota; Metazoa; Arthropoda; Insecta; Lepidoptera; Tortricidae
Exons: 2
Coding region: 470-1687 (405 amino acids)
Source: RefSeq, a predicted model, not a curated record
UAUGCAUAUCGCUGGUCGGCAGCAGCAAGGAGUGGAGCGUUUCCAUGCCCGAUACCGAGGAGAUCCUGUGCGUCACGGCGGGCAGCGACGUCGUCGCGUGUGCGACUAACGCGAGGUUGCUGCGGCUGUUCACGCCAAUGGGCACGCAGAGACAGGUCUGAUGAUGCUUCGACUUCAAGGGUAAAAACGAAUAAAACCACAGAUUGUAUACGAGGAACACCGCCAAAAUAUGGCUACAGCAACAUAGAAAUGACUCCACAAAAUAAAAAACUUGUAAAAAAGUUGCAGCGAACACAGUGUUUGUUAUCAUCACUCUCAAAAACAUCCGUCGAUUUGGACAAAUUAGAUUCCGAUUUUCUGAAAAAUGUUGUAUCAGACUCUCUGAAAAAUCAAGCCCGGAAACCUAGAGGCAAGCGAUGGAAUUUAAUUAACAAAAUUUCUGCUGUACUUUCAUAAAGUAUCUUCUGUAAUGCUAGAUCCAAAACAAAAACAUAAAAUGAAAGUGAAAUAUGCCGCUCAAACUCUAAGUAAUACUUUCGCAGCUAUUCUAAAGAUGAUUGCAGAAAAAUAUGAAGACACAGAGUACGGAAAAGAAGUGGCACAAACAUCCGAGGUAGUACGGGACCUUAAUAAUUUAUUUGAUUCUACUAAUGGCCCAUCAAACCCAAAAGAUGUAAUAAAGGGACGAAGACAAAAUGUGUCUCGUAAAACCAAUCACAUAGAAAUCUGGAAUAGUUUUUUGAAAAAGCUGAAGUCAAUGGAUUUCAUGAAAUCAGAUAGCAGGUUAAGAUUAAAAAGAGUCAGAUGCGUGGAAGGUUAUAUUGUAACCAUAAAUUCGCUUAAAGAUAUCUGGUGUUAUUGUAAGGAUCAAGGAUUUAACUAUUUGAAUUUACGCUCACUGAAUCAAGACGCUCUUGAAAACCUAUUCGGACUUAUACGACAGAAUAGCCCUACAAAUCGAAAUCCUACCUGCACACAUUUUGUAAGUGCAUUGAAAUCAAUUCAUAUUUCUGGAAUGAAUGCACCACAUAACCGAGGAUCUAAUUGCGAAGAAGAUUUGAACAAGUUAUUGCUUGUCAAUCCAUUAUGCCAACAUGAUGUUGAUGGUGAUGAGAAACUCACAUCAAUGACUACCAAUGAAGAAGAAGAAUAUCCUUUUUUAAUGAUACCUGAAAAUGAAUUAGAGGAGCAAAUUGAAACAGAUUUAACAGACAUAGAAAAUCAACCUAUUGUAUAUUUAAGCGGUUACAUAGCUUAUAGACUGUUGAAGAACGUAAGCUGUCAAAUGUGUUCUAAUUUGCUGAAACUGGAAGAUGUUACAGAUCACCCAAUGUAUAAAUUUAUAAGCUUGCGGGAGUGGUGGCAAGAAAAGAAAUCAUUAACGUACCCAUCUAUCCAGCUGUGUCGUACAAUUGAGGAAGCGAAAAACUAUUUUGAAAAAAAUAGUCAUUUAUUAUAUGAAGAAAAUGUCGGGCAAAUGUUUUGCACACUCUUUGCGGCAAACAUUAAUAUAACCUGGUGGACAUGUAAGGAACAUGAGGAUUUCAUGAAAAAACAAUUAUUUUGGCUUGUGACCAAAAUCUUAAUUAGAAGACAGUGCCAAAUAUUAAAUUCGGAUAUUAUUAAAACAGAAGAAAUUUCUGCGAACGCUGCAAAGAUAGCUCAACUAAGAAGCGCUGCAAAAUAAUAUAUGUAAUAACGAGUAUGCAAUAUCAAUUCCACGCGGACGAAGUCGCGGGCAACACCGCGACUUCGUCCGCGUGGAAUCUUAUCUUCAACAUUUUACAUCUUUAGUACCUAUAAUUUUCAUAUCCAAGCAAUGUUGACAUUUUUUAGCAAGUUGUAUGAAGUUUUAAGUCAAGUGGAUUUUGAUGUUGGUUGCUGAAAUUACUUUUCUUGUAUUCUCAUAAUAGGUACCUAUGCCCUUAUACAAAGAUUCAAGUUCCGCAUUCCGCACUCACUAAAUAUCUGAUCUCCAUACAAACUUUCAACCCCUUUUUCACCACCUUAGGGGAUGAAUUUUCAUAAAUGCUGAAAUGAGUUUUCUUGUAUUUUAAUUUAAAACGUUUUUACAAAGUUUCAAGUUCCUUGCUUAAAAUAAAAUUUGCACCCGCAGACAAACUUCCAUCCCCUUUUUAACCUCCUUAGGGGUUGAAAUUCCAAAAACGUUGCAAUCACUUUUUUUUGCAAUCGGCUAUUAUGCCUUUCUAAGAAGUUUCAAAACCAUUUGUAAUGGAUUCAAACUUUCAACCCCUUUUUAACCCUGUUAGGGGAUGAAUUUUACAAAACGCUGAAAUUACUUUUCCUGUCUUCUAAUAAUAUCCCUAAAUACAAAGAUUCAAGUCCAACACUCGAAAAAAUGUUUGAUAUCCAUACAAACUUUCAACCCCUUUUUCAUCACUUUAGAGGUUGAAUUUUCAAAAACGCUGAAAUUAGUUUUCUUGUAUUUAAAUAAUAUAUCUUUUAACGAAGUUUCAAAUUCGUAGCUCAAAAGAAAACUUUAACCCCAUACAAAUUUUACGUUCAUAACAUAAGCGUAUUGUAAUAAUA